This is a messenger RNA of Erpetoichthys calabaricus (reedfish), 6180 nucleotides long. RefSeq names its product protein tyrosine phosphatase non-receptor type 18 (gene ptpn18). NCBI's taxonomy places the organism in Eukaryota, Metazoa, Chordata, Cladistia, Polypteriformes, Polypteridae. The transcript is spliced from 17 exons. Gene Ontology annotation, molecular function: non-membrane spanning protein tyrosine phosphatase activity. Bases 182 to 1834 code for a protein of 550 amino acids. The record is from RefSeq and is a predicted model, not a curated record. Gene Ontology annotation, biological process: peptidyl-tyrosine dephosphorylation. Gene Ontology annotation, cellular component: cytoplasm; nucleus.
GCAGGAGUCGCUGUCGCCAACCUGUAGAAACGAGGUAGUAGCUUCUGAGCUCGGCAGUUGAAUCUUUGACAGAGUUUGAUUUGGCUCUUCAGAAGAAGGAGAAAUGUUGCCAGGCGGCCACUGAGUUGUGGUGAGGCCAGCAGAAAUUGAAACCUUAGAGAAGAACGACCAGGUAGCAAGGAUGAAGCGAAUUCUGGAGGAGUUUGUACAGCUGACAAGGACUGUAGGACAGGCUGAGCGUGACCUGGAAAGCCGUAUCGACUCCGAAUUCAGUACAAUUCGUUCCCAGACUUUGGCACUGAAACAUAACAAAGAACUUACCGCAGAAAUAGGAGGCAUCAAGGGGAAUGUUAAGAAGAACCGGUACAAAGACAUCUUGCCAUAUGACCAAACACGUGUCAGCCUCUCCCUGCUGUCUGAUAAAGGCUGCUCAGACUAUAUCAAUGCCAACUUCAUCAAGGGUGCAAUUAAUGGCAAAUUUUACAUUGCCACUCAGGGGCCCCUUAACCAUACAGUGGAAGAUUUCUGGAGAAUGGUUUGGCAGUACAAAGUGAAGAUAAUUCUGAUGGCUUGCAAAGAAACAGAGCUUGGAAAGAAAAAAUGUGAACAGUACUGGGCAAACUACAGAGAAACUUCAACAUUUGGACUCUUUACAGUAAAAAAUGAAGAUGAAUCUGUAAUUACUGAUGAGGUGGUGGUCAGGACACUGUCUGUCCAGUUCCAAGGAGACAUUCUGACAGUUCUACAUUUUCAGUAUAAGGCAUGGCCAGAUCAUGGCAUUCCUGACUCUCCUGAUGGCAUCUUAAACAUGAUAGAAGAAAUUCGCCAUCGUCAAGGAAGAGAUUUGGCUCCAAUAAUUGUACAUUGCAGUGCUGGCUGUGGAAGAACAGGAGUUAUAUGUACUGUAGAUUACAUCUACGAUCUGCUGAAGACAAAGCAAAUAAAUGAUAGCUUCAGUAUCUUGGACAUUGUAUGGGAGAUGAGGCAACAACGACCAUCAAUUGUACAGACUAAGGAGCAGUAUGGGUUUGUCUAUCACACUGUGGCUCAGUUGUUCCAGAAUGCCUUGGAUUCUAGAAUUCUUGUCUACGAUAAUUUCAAUGAGAGGCUGUCCCCACUUUAUGAUGACACUGAGACCCUAACAACACAGAAGCCACCUAAGCCUGCCACAAGGAAGAAGAGUUUAGAUACUUACAGAAAACCAAUAAAAUCCUCAGUGGAACAACGUUCUUCUGCACCUUUGAUGAACAAUAUGAACGAGACAUAUGCUGUGGUUAACAAAAAUAAAUUACGUCAGCCUCUGGACAAUGUUACAUCUGCCACCAGUGCGCUGGUCCCUUCUCCUUCUAGUCACCAUUAUGACAAUGAAGACAAAAUGAACAAGAAUAGCAGCCCGAAUAUAGAAGCCCUUUACAGUGCUGUGAAGCCAAAAAACAAAUCAUGGCCUGGCAGCAAUGCAUCAAAACCCAGUAGCCCUUCAGAUCAGCUUUCUCCUGUGUUCCAAAAAGGAGAAAAUGAGAGGAUUUCAAAUCUCACAUCUCCAAGUCCACAGAAUCACGAGCAAGAAGGAACUGACCUUUCUAGAAGAGUCAUCAGACAAAAUGUUUAUGAUAACCCUUUGAACCGCCAGAGCUCUGAGGGUCUUGACAAUUCAGGGAAGAAUAAACUUGGUAAUCCCAAGACUCUGAAUGAUGAGGAUUAUGAAUAUGUGUCUGACCCUUUCCAAAGCAUGGUUGGUCAAUUUGCAGACAAAGGAAUGGGCUUUAAUUGCCGCAUCAGGAAACCCAAAGGCCCUCGUGAUCCUCCUUCAGAGUGGAACACCAUUGAGAGGUAGGACCACCACUGCCUGCUGGAGCCAGGGGAGUGCUCGCUUCUACCAAAUUCUAAUGCAAGUCUGAGAGCAAGCGGCUAGCAACCCAUCUGUCUAAGAAGUUUACUUGUGAAGUCACGAAGAACCUGUGCACAGCACUCGUCAUUCAGAGAUGUCCUUACGCAACAUUGUUUUUAUCAUUAUUUUCUCUUAAAGGGAAUUGUAUGGAUUCUUCAGAAUGAAUGAAAUGAUUUUCUUUGUUAUUUAACUGCAGGGGCAUUUGUAAAUGAAGACAGAUACAAUUGUGGAGGUGAUUGUAAUAUCUUUGUCAUAAGUUAUUAACAUUGUUGUGCUCUUAGGUGUGUGAAAUUUUAUGUGCUUCCUGUUAGUACGACUAAUAAGACCAUGUGCAUUAUCACUGUUAUCUGUAAGGUUAUAGUCAAGAAAAUAAGUGAACAGGAGUGGACAAUCCAGAGCUGUUACUGUCCAAACUGGCCAACAACUAAUUUUGAGAAUACAGCCUUCAGUAGAUGUCUGCAAAGUCUGAGCGACCCUUAGAUAUUCUGCAAUUUUUUUACAAUUCUAGCAAGCCCAUCCCAGUCCUAAAAAAUUAAAGGCAAAUUUAAUCCUGGAAGACUGCAGUAACUACAAGAUGUCAUUGGGUUCAGACUCUUAAUGGGUGGCCAAUUCAAGUUUGUAAAAGAGCGGCUCAUUACUGUAAGUAGCUGUCUCGUUCAUUGAUGUCUCCAUACAGUUGCUGGUUGUCCCAGUGUUUAUCUUGUAAGGUAUGUUAGAAGCAAACAGUUUAAUAUUUUUUUAGUAUGUAACAUGAUGGGAUGACCCCAGUCUUCUUUGUUUGAGGAUUGUCACUUAAUUCUGUCCAAAGAAAAUUGUGAAAGUUCUGACUGGUCACGCUCUCUAUUUAGGAGCACAGAGUACAUUGCUGUUCUUACUUGUUGGUUGUCAUUAAGAACUGGCCGCUUUUGCCUUCUCAGUGAUUCCAUACUGUAAACUGAAAAUACUGAAUAGAGAAUCAGUGACAGCUGAAAACAAUGCAAACGUCUGAAAUGCUUUCACAAAUGAUACAUCACCACCUUACCAGUUAAAAAAAGAUGAAAAAUUGGAAGUUCAUUAAAUUUGCUUCAAUUACAUACUGAUUUAAAAAAGAUCAGACAUAUAAAGAUGCACGCAUUGUGUCCCUCCAAGCCUGAAGUUGUCCACUCACUUAGGACUCAUCUUCUUUUUUUGACACUGCAGCGACAUUCCCUAAUUAAACAGCAUGCCUGUCAUUCUCCAUUGACCGCAGUGCAGAUUACUGACAUGUACAGUAAGUGAUGCUACUUAAGGCGUGUGAGGCCUUUGUUUUUGAAGUCUUGGCUGUCUUUUUGUGUUGAUGCUCAGUUACUUUAACACCCAGCCACACUUGCCUUAUUAAAUAAGCAGGUAAACCUUGUGGUUGACUUACCUUUGCACUUGAACUAAUUCAUUUGUAAUUAUUUUUCUAUUGUAUGCAUUCAUUUCUCUAAAUAAUACAUACAAUUGAUGGAUAAAGUUUUUUUUUAGUAAAUUGAAUAAGUAAGACUUUCUCAGUAAGAAAUGUAUCAAGUUGUAUCAGGAAAACGUUGAGAGCACGUAAUGUCGAAUAGAGUGAACUUUGCUGUGUUAGGCCAACUAUUUAACAUGCAAUAUUCUAAAUUUAGAAAGAAAAGAAAUCCAGAAUGAAAAAACACAGGAAAUGAUUCUAACUGUGGUGACCACAACAAAUACGCAUUCAACAGAUUCAACAGAUACAGUUCUAUGCAAAGGUUUGGACACCCCUGGUCAUGUUCUAUAUUAUGUGCACAUUUAAAAUAAAAAUAAAUAAAAACUCAACAAUAAAACAAACUAAAACCAUGGCAUUUUUAUGAAGAUGUUAAUUUAGCUAUUUAUUUGAUGAAAUAAAAAGUGAGAUUAAAUGUGGCAUUUGCAAAGGCUUGUGUCCCCUAAGUCAGAACUUAGCAACACCCCCUUUGGUAAAAGCCACAGCUUGCUGACAUUUUAGGUAGUCAGCUAUUAUUGACUUUAUUCUUGUUUGGAAUAUUUCUCCUGUUCAUCCCUGCAGAUCUCUUCCUGUUGUGAGAAAUUCUUGAUCUGUCAAGCUUAAUAUCUGAAGAGACUGCAAGGGCCAUUCCAAAACCUUCACAUUGUGGUUCUUGAGUUACUUCUUGGUAGAUUAUUUAAAGUGUGUUUUGGAUUUGUUGUUUUACAAUAGAAGCCCUGCUUUUUACAGCUUCAAUUUCCGGAUUGACUGUCUUUUUUUUUUUGGUUCUUUAUUUCUCCUUAAAUAAUUUGUUCUAUUAGGAAUUUGUUAGAUUUCCCAUACCCCAUGGGGUCAAAGCACAGGGUCAGCCAUUGUACAGUAACCCUGGAGUGAUUGCAGGUUAAGAACCUUGCUCAAGGGCCCAGUAGAGUAGGUUCUCCUUUGGCAGUAACCGGAUUCGAACCUUCCGGAUAUUGCUGCAGAUUUUUAGCCUCAGAGUCACCUCUCUGCCCCAUUCUCGAGGAUGCAUUGAGACUUAGUGGAAUGCACUCCUCCUUGUUUCCUGUGCCACUAGCGACUACACAACCCCACAACAUAACAGACUUAGCCCUGUACUUGACAGUUGGCAGGGUGCUCUUUCUUUUAAACGCUGCUCCUUUUUUUGAGCACUUGCUUUGAAAAAUGCCUUUGUCUUAAGCAAAUUAUGACUUGCAUACUUAAGGGUUUUUUUUGUGACAAGAUCUCAGGUAAGAUUUCCUUCUAAUGGCUUUUCCGUUCAAGCCAUGUCCGUGUAAGCAAUGCUGCACAGUAGAGGAGUGCACCGCCACUCCUUUUCCAGCUAACCCUGCCUGCAGGCCCUCGUAGUUGUAAGGAGGAGGUUUACUUUGCCUUCCUGCACAGUAUACAAGCUCUUCUGUCACUUUUCUUGAUCUUCCAGAUUUUGUUUCGAUCUCCAUAGUUACCCUGAACUGUAAUUGUUUAAUGACAUUUCAGACUGUAGAGAAGUAGGCAUCUUUUUCUGGCUUUUCCCUUCUUCGUAGACGUCAGUUAUGAAGUUUUGCAUCCUCAGUAAGUUAUUUAGAAGAGCCGGUGGUUGGUGAGCACGGCAACAGAACAACAGAACAGGCGCCCUAACAUUUCCAACUCUUUUUUUUAACAUUUUUAUUUUUUCAGUUCAUCAUGUAAAUGGCAGCUGUAUGUUAACUGUUAACAAAAUAUGUAAUUAUGAAUGCUACUUUAUUGGUUUUGCAUGGCCAGGGUUUUUUUUUUUUUGUUUGUUUCUUUGUUUUUCUUUGUCUAGUUAGUUCCUGAUAAGUUUAACAGUUUAAAGUUUGUGGUUUAUUCAAAUUAGCAGCCUCACCUAGACAGUUCUUUAGUACAGGUCGAUUCUACUAAAAUCAGAAUAACAAAUUUUAAAUCCUCUAAGAGGACCGUUCAUGGGCAACUAUUAGAAAAAUACUAUCAUUUAAAAAUGAUUCUCUCUAUACUUUCUUAUUUCUCAUAAAAUCUCAUCUGAUAAAGAGUGCUAUUGUUUAUUUGUGCUAUGUAAUUUUCAAAGUGCUCAGUAUCAUUUCAUAUGUGUGUGCUGUUGCACAAUGUUCGAAGAGUCAGUCUGCUCUGGAAUUGUCAUCGGCUUAGAAUUCCUAAUGAAAAUGCCAGGCUUGCCAGGUGAACACACUGGACCCGAGUUUACAAGCAGUGCGUGGGGUCUUCAUGGUAUUCAUUAUCUGAUUUUGUUUGUCCUCUCUUUAAACUUGAAAUUGCAAACUGCGCUUUUUUUAUGCUCAUAAGCAGAUCGGUUCUCUUCUUCGGUGCUUCUACAAUUCUUACCGUUUCAUUUCUCCAAUUUUUUUAAACCUGAUGCCUUUAAGGUGAUCACGAACACUGUGUGAGUCUUUCCUCUGUCGGCAAUUUGCUGUUCAAACAGGUAAAAAAUGAAGGUGCAAAAUGCUAAAAGUAAAGAUUAAAUGAAAAUGAAGGUUUUUUUUUUAAUUUAUUAUGCACAGCCAUGUUUUCAGAAAUGUACACCAAACAUCUAAACCAACAGUGCAGGAGGAGAUGGAAGUUUAAGAGUACUUAAGUGUACUGUAUAUACAGUAUAUAUAUUUGAGGGUGUGGUCUCUAUUUAUUUUUCAUCUAAGAGUUGAAAUUUGGGGCAGAGCUAUUUUAAUAUUUAUUAUUUGGGUAUGGAGUUUUCUUUAUUUUUAUAAGUGUAACUUGUAGAGUAAAAUGGUGCAGAUGACAUCUCGUACGUAUUUAUGUAUGUGUUACUUUAUUUUAAUCUUUUCCCUCUCCUCCUUAUAUCUUUAUUGUAUUUUCGAUUUACCAUUAAAUUUGCUGUUUCUCAUGU